AUGAAAGCUGUUAUGAUGGUACUAGCUCUCACAGCUUCCGUGUCGAAUUUGACAGCAGCUAUUCAAAGCCGUUCGUCCUUUCUUCAAACGACGAAAGAUCGCUAUCUAGUAGGCCAUGUGAUCAGUGAUCAUCGGAAGGUGUCCAGCAUUUCAUCAUGUGCACAACUCUGUCUGAAAAGACGUCCAUCUUGCCGCUCAAUAAACUACGGGGGAGAAGAAGGAGAAAAGAUUUGUGAGUUAAAUGAUAAAGGAUUAGAGAGCGCUAAUGCAGAGUCUUCUUCCUUUGUUUCUAUGCCUGGAUUUGUCUUUGCUCAGCUUCUCAAUUUUGAGUAUCACAAGAGUUGCGACGAAAUCCAGAAAAAGAACCCUGAGGCGAAGAGUGGUUUAUACAAAGUUUACCCUGUGUCAAAUGCUGAUCCUGUUGAGGUAUACUGUGAACUUGACAUUGCUGAAGGUGGCUUCACUUUCCUUCCUCACAGCCUCACUUUAAGAUCAGAUGCUCAACAGAUUAUCGACGCUCUCUUCAAAGACAAGAAAACCGUGUUGUUAAAGUUAUGGAAAAAAGUCGAUGGUAGCGAGUGGUACACUUUGAUUCAGCCCCACCCGAAUUAUGCUGACGUCGAUUUUGGCGUCUUGGUGAACAACUACUCUGGUUACACCGAACCAAACAACGCCUUCAUGCAGAAAUACGUAUUCCUUGGCAUCCUCCCUAAAUCAGUGGCAAAUAAGAAAACAACCCAGGGUUUCAGAUCUAAUGGCAUCAUACUAGAGUUUUGGAACUGCGAUGCCAAUCCCAACAGCCUGUUUGCAUUUAUUCCGAACCAUCAUCACCAAUUACCAUACGGUCAUGGCGGGACGUCAGUGUUUGAAAAUAGCGGAAUCGCAGUAAACUGGCGCUCCCAUGCCAAAGCUGUCACGAAUGGCGGUCCCAAAACGCCAAACGAGUUCUUCUUCUUGACCGAGCUGAAUUUUGGUGGCUGUGGCUGUUACACUUCAAGCGACCGCUGGAAGAAGUUUGGUUAUAAUUCUACUGCCAUUGGACUCCGCUGAUCGAUGUUUUCAUC
Molecule: messenger RNA, 1064 nt
Organism: Pocillopora damicornis (cauliflower coral)
Lineage: Eukaryota; Metazoa; Cnidaria; Anthozoa; Scleractinia; Pocilloporidae
Source: RefSeq, a predicted model, not a curated record